AUUCUGCCCAGUUCGAUCGGCAACGGGAGCGGAAAGAGGAAAGCAGAGAGCCCGAAGGCAGUAGCCCCCACCACCGCCGGCCCAGGUUACCAUCUAGCACCGGGAAACACAGCAGAGAGCCGCCGCCGGCAGAAGCCAUUACCAACCAGUAACCAACCAUGAGCAGCGAGGCCGAGACGCAACAACCACCGCAGCCUGCUGCCGAUGCGGAGAGCCCAUCCAGCCCGGCAGCCGCAGCUUCCGCGGGGGAUAAGAAGGUCAUCGCAACAAAAGUCUUGGGUACAGUCAAAUGGUUCAACGUCAGGAAUGGAUAUGGUUUUAUCAACAGGAAUGAUACAAAAGAGGACGUUUUUGUACACCAGACAGCCAUCAAAAAGAACAACCCGAGGAAAUACCUUCGCAGUGUUGGAGAUGGAGAAACUGUGGAGUUUGAUGUAGUUGAGGGAGAAAAGGGAGCAGAGGCAGCAAAUGUCACUGGCCCAGGAGGCGUUGCAGUCCAGGGAAGUAAGUACGCCGCUGACAGAAACCGCUAUCGGCGUUACCCCAGAAGGAGGGGCCCUCCCCGUGGUGGAGACUAUCCAGAGAACUACCAGAGUGACGGAGAGGGUGAGCCAGGCAGUGGAGGCCGUGACAAAGGCAGCCGUGACGGGGGAGAGAGCGCCCCUGAAGGAGACUCACAGCCACCGCAGCGCAGGCCCGCUUACCCUGGCAGACGGCGCUACCCGCCAUACUUUGGAGGUGAGGGUGAUGAGAGCCAGGGAGGUCCAGACCAGGGCAACAAACCAGUGAGGCAGAACUACUACAGAGGCUUCCGACCAAGGUUCAGACCAAGAGGUCCACCCCGUCCCAGACCGGUGCGGGACGGUGAGGAGGACAAGGAGAAUCAGGGCGGCGAAGGUGGUCAGAACCAACAGCCCCGCCAGCGGCGUUACCGCCGUAACUUCAACUACCGCCGCAGACGCCCACAGACUGGUGGCAAACCCGGCCCAGAAACCAAGGAGGCCAAGACAGGAGGUGACCCAUCUGCAGAGAAAACGUCCGCUCCCGAGGCCCAGCAGGGUGGGGCUGAGUAGGAAACAACCUGCCCACCGGCACCUACCAUCUUUUACCAUCGUCCGGUUUUUUUGUCAACAAGAAGAAACAUCAAACAAGAUCUGAGCAAUAAAGAUUUGACUUGACGAUCGUCACAAGCUUGCACCAUGCAUUUGACCAGAUUACCACCGAUUGCCUGCAGAAUCUAUGCAGACCUGUUUUUUUUUUGUUUUUCUCCUUAUUUUUAUGUGACAGCUACAAAACGUUUUGGGGAAACUGCAAAUGUUUUUCUAAAUCUGUCCUAAGUUUUUACACCAAAUGGUUUUUAAAGAAAAAAUGGAAAUUUGAUAUCUGGUCAGUUUGACAUUUUUAAAUAACUUUUUAUGUAUUCAAAACAUUUUAACAGAACGCAAGCUCAAAUAAAAGUCCAGAAACCAGGAA
Molecule: messenger RNA, 1473 nt
Organism: Scomber japonicus (chub mackerel)
Lineage: Eukaryota; Metazoa; Chordata; Actinopteri; Scombriformes; Scombridae
Gene: ybx1
Product: Y box binding protein 1
Exons: 8
Coding region: 159-1073 (304 amino acids)
Biological process (GO): regulation of gene expression
Cellular component (GO): nucleus
Molecular function (GO): nucleic acid binding
Source: RefSeq, a predicted model, not a curated record